AUGACUCCACCAAUACAUACAUCUGUGGUCCUGUCUCAGAUCCAGCUGUGGAAUAUUCUUUGUAGCAUAUUGUUGUAGAAUUAUUCUUCAUCACCAUGAGUGUUAAGCAGAGUUCUGGUUCUUGUCGUGGGAGUUCAGGGUCAAGCAUUAGAGUAUCUUCGGGAAUCCAAAGCUCUGGUGGACACUUUGGUGGUGGCAGAACUUCAGGAAGCUAUGUGGGAAGCAUGAGCACUGGUUUUGGUGGUGGACAUAUGGCUGGAUCUGGUUUUAGCCGUGGAUCUGGCAUUGGCACUGGUUGUGGAUUUGGUGGUUCUGGUUUUAGUGGUGGUUCUGGAUUUGGGGUUGGUUCUGGUUUAGGUGGUAGCUAUGGCUAUGGUGGAGGAGCAGGUUUUGAAGGUUUGGGAUUUGGAGUUGGUCAAGGAGUAAGCUCUGGAUCUUGGGGAGACCAAGGCUUAGUCGGUCCCAGUGAGAAGCUCACUAUGCAGAACUUGAACGAUCGUUUGGCUGUAUAUCUUGAAAAAGUGCGAUCUUUGGAGGAGGCCAAUGCUGAACUUGAGAGAAGAAUACAUCAGUGGUAUGAAAGUCAUGGUCCUAAACCAGACAAAGACUAUAGCCAUUACUAUAAAAAAAUUGAAGAACUACAGAAAAAGAUCCAAGAUACUACUAUCAACAAUUGCCGUGUGGUUCUUGAUAUUGACAAUGCUCGACUGGCAGCUGAUGACUUUAAGCUUAAGUAUGAAAAUGAGCUGUUCAUGCGUCAAUCAGUGGAAUCGGAUAUCAAUGGCAUGAGGAAGCUUUUUGAUGAGAUGAAGCAUUCAAGAAGUGAUCUUGAGGCUGAGUUGGAACAUUUGAAAGCUGAACUGGAGUUUCUGAAGAAGAAUCAUGAGGAGGAAAUGAAGGCUUUGAGGGGACAGGCCCAAGGUACUGUCAAUGUGGAUAUGAAGGCAGCUCCAGGAAUUGACUUGCAUGCAAUGCUUGAUAAAGUUAGACAAGAAUAUGAGUUACUUAGUUCCGAGAAACAUAAGGAAAUUGAAGCUUGGUAUCAAAAUAAGACUGAGGAAAUAAGACAUCAGAUGACCACUGACUCCAAGGAAAUCCAGACAACUUCAACUCAAGUCACAGAGUUAAGGCGUACUUUCCAGGGUCUUGAGAUUGAACUCCAGGCCCAGAUGAGUAUGAAAGGCUCUUUGGAAGGUACUUUGGCAGAGACGGAGGGACGGUACUGCAUGCAACUGGCACAUCUCCAGGAACUCAUUCAGAAAGUGGAGUUAGAGUUAACAAGUCUCCGCUGUGAAAUUGAGAACCAAAGACAAGAGUACAACAAUCUUUUGGAUGUUAAGACUCGUCUAGAGAAAGAGAUCGGCACUUAUCGUUCUCUUCUGGAUAACGAAGGAGCCCAAAUUUCUAAAGGCUCCUCCUCCUCUUCCUCCUCUAAUUAUUCAUCAUCGGGUUCCCAUUUAGACAGACAAGGAGGUUCCCCCCAUGUGAGAAUCCGGACUGAGGAUGCUGAUGGGCGAGUGAUCAGCACACGUGACCAAUACCACCAAUCUGGACACAAAAUGUAAAUGGCUUUCCGCUCCCACGCUAGCAAUACUUCCGAGUUCUAGUUCUAGAAAUGCUCCGUUCUCUAAGUCUAUCAAGAAACCAAUAGAAUGCUUCAGAACCAAAAAAGUGUUUCCUCCAAUAUAAUCUGAUUCAUGAGUCACUUUAAAGGCAUUGUCUAUCAUCCAUGUCCAUACUCCCUUUUAUGAAAUCCUCAAUGGAGGGGUCCUCUGUUCAUGAUCCUCAUCUAUAGACCAAAGUAGAGUAAUUGCAAAGAGCAUCUCUCACUUUGGAGGACCUGUCCUUUUCUGCAUCACACAGAGAAUGUAUUCAUUUGAAUGUGCACUGUGUAAUCCUGCAUUUCUCCUUGGCUGGCACUGCAGAAAAAUACUUUAUCAGGAUUCCCAGAUUACAAAUAAUCGCUCAAGGUGCCCAGCAGGGGAACAUUUGGAAAUAAUCUUGUAGUCAAGAGGCCCUUAUAACCAGCCUUGUCCAAAGUUAAAUUAUCAAACCAAGCAUGUCAUAUAAACACAGAUACACUCAUUUAUCCACAGCUGUCUUCAUAAUGUAAUGCCACAUUGUCUGUUCUUUGGCUGAUUGGUUCGUUGCUAUGUAUACUUCUUUCGGUAGGCAGGAUUCUGUUUGAAGUCUUUAAUAAAGCUUUGCUAUGUGAAUUUCA
This is a messenger RNA of Bufo bufo (common toad), 2221 nucleotides long. Its product is annotated as keratin, type I cytoskeletal 15-like. Bases 96 to 1565 code for a protein of 489 amino acids. Gene Ontology annotation, molecular function: structural molecule activity. The transcript is spliced from 8 exons. The record is from RefSeq and is a predicted model, not a curated record. Lineage: Eukaryota; Metazoa; Chordata; Amphibia; Anura; Bufonidae.